This is a messenger RNA of Apodemus sylvaticus (European woodmouse), 1805 nucleotides long. Its product is annotated as interferon-induced protein 44-like. The coding region runs from base 227 to 1495 and encodes 422 amino acids. The record is from RefSeq and is a predicted model, not a curated record. NCBI's taxonomy places the organism in Eukaryota, Metazoa, Chordata, Mammalia, Rodentia, Muridae. The transcript has 9 exons.
GCUGCCAGCAGUGGAAAAGUUUCUUGCUUCAUUUUCUGCAGGCUUGGUCACCGAGACAGAAGCUGCCCUCCCCUCAGUGCAGACUCUUCACACAGGUUUACCUCUUGUUCCUUAAUGUUCUGUCCUGUGUUCUGUGAGACAAUCAGAAUAAAGAGAGCUUUGCGUGCUUCUUUCUAGACUUCAGUGUUUAAAGAAGCCCGUGCUGCCUCCUCCACUAGACUGAAGUAUGGCUAUGAGAACUCGUUUGACAUGGCAGCAAGAAAAGUGCCUGCAGAAUUAUUUAGGAGGAAAACGGUUUUGUCUUCUUUACAAGGCGAGUGUGCAGAAGUUUUCUUCUCAGAAUUUGCUCUGUACAUGUGACAGUCAAGGUCCUAUCAUGAUAGUGGUUUACAGUGAAAACUGUGUUAUUGGCUUGUACCUGCAAGAGGGCAUCCGGGGGAAAGAAGUUUCUAUCACCGCUUUUGCACUCCAAGAGACUGGAUUUUCACUAUGUGCAAUAGGAACGGAUUCGCCAUAUUUAUUGUUCCUUAUUAGAAAAAAUUCUGGUUUAUGUAUACUGUUAGAUGAGAAAACUGUGGCUAUAAGUCCAGGAAUCCGUAAAAUGCUUCGACUGCCUGAUCACAAUGAUGUCACAUCUAUUCAGGAGUGUGAAGCUUUUCGAUGUGAUGAGUUACUGGAUGAAAGAAUGACAAGAGGCGUUGCUGUGUUACACAGUAAUUUACUGCAGGCUCUGAGAAACUACAAGCCAUAUGGAGACCUGGUUCAGCAAACACGAAUUCUGCUGCUGGGUCCUACCGGAGCUGGGAAAUCUAGCUUUGUCAACUCAGUCAAGUCUGUGUUCAGGGGCUGCAUCACACACCAGGCCUUGGUGGGCUGUGACGAAAAUGGAAUAUCUGACAAGUAUAGGACAUAUUCCAUCAUGUCCAAGGAUAACAGUGGCCCCCUGCCAUUUGUUCUGUGUGACUCACUGGGGCUGUGUGAGAAUGCCGGCUUGCACACAGCUGAUGUAGGCCACAUCUUAAAGGGCCACACUCCUGACAGAUACGAGUUUGAUUCCAUGAAACCAAUCACACCAAAACAUCCAAACUAUAUCCAUGACCCACUGCUGAAGGACAGAAUUCACUGUGUGGUGUUUGUGUUUGAUAUCAAUUGUUUUGAACUGCUCUCUUGUGAGUUGGUGGCAAAGAUCAAGCAAAUUCGAAGAGACCUGAUAAAACGCGGCAUUCUGCAUUUGGCUUUGCUUACACACGUGGAUAGCCUGGAUCGGAUUACAAAAGCAGACCUGAUAGACAUAUACAACUAUAGGCCUGUGAAAUCUAAGCUGGAAGUAUUCCAUAAAGUCUUUGGUUUUGCCUUAUCUGACACCUUGGUGGUGAGUAAUUAUGACUCAGAAUGGCAGCUGGACCCAGUGAAGGACAUGCUUAUCCUCUCAGCCCUGGAAGAGAUCCUGUAUACUGCAAAUGAAUUCUUAGAGGAUUUGCCCUUGAACAAAUAAGUAGACUGAUGAUCUCAGAGCUUGAAGGUAUCAGAAGAAAAAUGUUACAAUGCUGCAAAACAAGAAAAAGGAGAGACUUUAUCAUAUGUUAAUAAGGAACUCAUCAAGAGAGUAGUGAGAAAACAGGGAAUGAAGAGGACACAGAGACCAGAGUGCAGUGUAAACUGUGCCAGAUUACAGUGCUCUGGAUAGAAAGAUAAAUAAGAUAAAAGAAAUCAGCUAUAAAAACCAAUCACAAUUCUGUUGGAUUUAUAUUCUGUAUCUAUGAGAAAUAAAAUAGUUAAUUGUUUAAAACCCCAAUUCUAAAUAA